UGGUGGCUUUGUAAUUUCACUGUCUUCUGGGGUCGCUUUGCGCCAGGUUAUCGGCUCAUCGUUGGCUUAUGAUCAAGAUCCAUACUUAAAUGUUAAGAUGCCUCAAAGUCAGGUUCAUGAACAGGAAUCUAUUUUCUCGUCUGACUGGCGGAGUGGAGCGGAGCUUGAUUACGAUGACUUAGGCUCGAAGUUGCAAGAAAGACUGAAAAUGUCAGAUUCCCAGAAAUAUUCAAACGAAGAGGAAGAGGCGGUUGUGAGCGAAGAAACAGAUUGGAUAAGAGUAAAACGACAUAAAACAAUAUCAAAGCAUCUGGCCGACUAUAGCCAAAUAUAUCAAUCAGAUCGUGAAAUAAUUACGAAGCCCAAGCUUGCUCAGCCAGUUUUGUUUGCUCAGCCAAGGCUUUUAAGUGUCGUUCGCCUAGCCUACGUCUCAAAACAAACAAGUUCUGCAUAUCAUACUACAAGAUUGCGUCAUCAUGAGCAUUUUGGUGAUCCUAUAGAAGCUAUCGACACUAACAGUAAUACCAACCCUGAAAGGGGUCAUGUUCCUACAAAAUCAGUGCAGAGCCCAGGAAUCCAUCGUAUUCUCCUGCACAUAGGAGCGGCUACGGUUUUGAAUAAUGAUAAUUAUGGUGAUGAUGAAAAUAAUAGUCGCUAUCCCAAUUAUUUUGAUCAUCACAGUGAAAAUGAUUUGGCUGGCGUUGAUAAAGGGUCUGAUAAUGAAAAUGAGUGGAAUAAUAGUGGAAUCGUUCUCCGGCUUAUUGCUUUCCGAGUUGACCAAGUAGUCAGCUUUCUACCCGAAGAGGUUGCUUGCGCACAAAUUUUGGAUUGUCGGUGA
Molecule: messenger RNA, 838 nt
Organism: Protopolystoma xenopodis
Lineage: Eukaryota; Metazoa; Platyhelminthes; Monogenea; Polystomatidea; Polystomatidae
Source: the annotation of a GenBank genome assembly